Kockovaella imperatae is the source of this 1804-nucleotide messenger RNA. RefSeq lists its product as hypothetical. The coding region runs from base 188 to 1630 and encodes 480 amino acids. The record is from RefSeq and is a predicted model, not a curated record. Gene Ontology annotation, cellular component: nucleus. The transcript is spliced from 6 exons. Gene Ontology annotation, biological process: poly(A)+ mRNA export from nucleus. NCBI's taxonomy places the organism in Eukaryota, Fungi, Basidiomycota, Tremellomycetes, Tremellales, Cuniculitremaceae.
CUGCGUGAGGUUGCUGCUCCUUACUAGCUGUGGACAAGCAUGGAGGGCGUUAAUGACUGAUUCGGCGUUAUUCGGCGAUUUAUUUGGGUGAAUGGGAGAAUUUGAAACAUGUGGCACGUUGGCGAUGAAGCUUGAUCCAUGAGCUCGAAGUGCUCCUUGGUACUGUUGACACUAUCUGGAGCCUGCAAUGUCGUCUCCAGGAGCAGGGUCCCACGCGUCUGAUGAAGAGCUCCCAGAGACUCAAGCUCUUACGGAGACUCAGGCGGCACGAUACGAUGAUAUCUUCGGAGGCAAAGAUGAUUCAGACUUGUCAGACUUAGACGAGGACGAGAAUGAGCCCGUUCGACAACCAGCCAGGAGAGCGUUCCCUCCUAGGGAGCCCGAGGCGAGAGCCGGAGGGUCUUCAUCGCCUAGACGAGCUGCUGAGAAGGACGCAGGUGAUGACGAUGAAGAUCAGGACGAUGAGGAUGAUGUCGACGAUGCGGAUGAGGGCGAUGCGUAUGUUCCUGGUACAGCGGCUCAACAGGCCAAGAUACCAAAAUUUAAAAAGAAGGCGAGGACAGGAGGGAACAGGGCUAGUGGUGGUGGUGACGAUGACGAAGAAGAGGAGGCAAGAGCUGGCUCAGGCGAUGAGCAUAUAGAGGAAGAGAGAAUAAGAAAGAAGAGACGGAAGGAAAAGAAGGAGAAACGGAGAGCGAGGACGGAGAGGGAGAUCAAUGAGGAAGAGGAUGUCGAAGAGUCAGGUCCGGUCUACGACGAAGCAACCCAACGAAGGAUGGCGCUCGAAGAGCGUAUUGACAAUAUCGGCAAAAAGGGUACGAAGGUUGUCCGGAGAAAGCGAAAAGGCGACGAUGAAGAUAUUGUCGACACAUACCACGACGACGUCUGUGCUCGUCUAUACGAACGCAUGAAACAAGCUGCGGAUCGAGAUGCCGCUUCCAACGCAGCCAAGCAGCCCGCCACGGCAAAAUUGGCGAUGCUCGACGAGGUCAUGGGUAUCCUGCGAAACGUCUCUCUAUGGCAAGCAAUUGUCGACAAUCGAGUGUUGGAAGGUGUCCGAGAAUGGCUUGAACCUAUCCACCCUUCUGGCGCUUUGCCAGCUGUAGGUAUUCAGAAAGCAAUCUUUGAGGUCUUGCCGAAGAUGGACCUAGAUACUGCCACGCUGAAAGAAUGUCAACUUGGUCCUAUCGUCCUCUUUUACUCCAAGACCAAACGGGUCUCGCCCGCUAUCAACCGACAGGCCGACAGUCUGGUCUCAGCAUGGUCUAGACCAUUAAUCAAACGUCCUGCGAAUUACCGAUCUCAGCAAAUGGACACGGGUAAUGCGGAUGGAAUUUUGACUCCUCGAGGAGAUGGACUUGCCGAUGAAAUGGACAUUGACGGGGACGAUCUGCCUGCGCCUGCUCCUCAGCCUGUCAAGAGAAAGAAGUUUGAUGCUCUGCAAGCUGUGCAAGAGAAUAGGGGACGGAAGGGGGCCCGAGUGCUUAUCAACCGAGAUAUUCAAUACACCGUCGCACCAGUGUCUCGUCAAACACACCAUGCAGAAGACAUCCAGCAUGUCUCUCGCAUCCAGAUGGACAACCAAAAAUUCAACAAGUUUGCGAGAAAGCUUCAGAAGCGGGCCAAAUGAGGGGGUUGGUCCUGGAACGGCAGAAGUUACUCUGUCUGCAUCAUUUUGUCCCCCAUUCCCCCGGCAUAUGUUGCCAUUAUUGUUGUAUCCAUAUCAUGCAUCGAUGGGGUUUCAAUGGUGAAAUGGAGGUGAGGGUAGCUGGUGCAUUUCCGAUGAAUGACGCGUAAUGGAACC